UAAACUAAAAUGCACAACUCUCCGUAGACUCCGUAGAAGAAAACUACGUCACACCAAGAUGGCGGCAUUCAUAGCUCGACAGUCGUAUUUAUUUUGUCGAUAUGCAAAAAUUAAAGACAUUAAGUCCCCUUUAAAACACAAAACAUUACUGAAAUUGGACAUAAAACAUAUAUCACAGCCCAGUGUUUGGUACGCAGCCCAAGUGACGUCCAACGAAAAGGAGGCCCAGGUGCGUGUUCCAGUAGAACGUCUGACAGUGUCCUACAGCAGAAGCGGAGGCCCAGGUGGUCAACAUGUCAAUAAAGUCAACACAAAAGCGGAAGUCAGAUUUCAUUUACAUACAGCUGACUGGAUCCCAGAAGAUGUACGACAGAAAAUCUUUGAACAGAACAAAAACCGCAUCAACAAGGCUGGAGAACUCUUUGUGACAUCAGAACAGAGCAGGAGUCAGCACAGAAACCUGGUAGACUGUAUAGAGAAGAUCUCUGCCAUCAUCACUGAAGCCAGCAAGAAGCCACAAGAACCAACAGCUGAAGAUAUAGCCCUUAAAAAAGACAGGUUAGAGAAGAAGAACAAGGAGAGACUUAAGCAGAAGAAGAUGCACGCCGUGAUCAAGCAGAGCAGACAAGUUAAUUUUGACUGACUGUUUUUGUGCUACUUGUGAAUAUUGUAUAAGCUAUUUAUAUUGAUCAUGUCUGUGUUAAGUUAUACUUAAAACAGAGUGUUAAGAUGGAGCAAGAGGGUUCCCAGGAAAUUAUGCUUUUUUUUAAAAUAAAUUUUGAAUAAAAACAAAAA
This is a messenger RNA of Cynoglossus semilaevis (tongue sole), 795 nucleotides long. It is a transcript of the gene mrpl58, whose product is annotated as mitochondrial ribosomal protein L58. Lineage: Eukaryota; Metazoa; Chordata; Actinopteri; Pleuronectiformes; Cynoglossidae. Gene Ontology annotation, molecular function: peptidyl-tRNA hydrolase activity; translation release factor activity, codon nonspecific. Gene Ontology annotation, biological process: mitochondrial translational termination. The transcript has 6 exons. Gene Ontology annotation, cellular component: mitochondrial large ribosomal subunit. The record is from RefSeq and is a predicted model, not a curated record. The coding region runs from base 59 to 643 and encodes 194 amino acids.